AUGGUCUUAGUGGCAAAUAUGAGCCUGAAAAUGGGAACUGGUAAAUUGGCAGCUCAAGUAGGGCAUGCUACACUCGGAGUAUAUCGGCAGGCGAUGAACUCUGAGGCUGGCCGUGAAGCAGUAGAGGCGUGGACACGUCGUAUGGGCAGGGUUGUUCUGUCAUUGUGUAACAACGCCGGUUACACGCAGAUACCACCUGGAUCGCGAACAGUUUUGGGAAUAUUCGGCACAGUCGAACAGGUGGACGCAGUCACUGGUGGUCUGAAACUUCUAUGA
Messenger RNA from Ostertagia ostertagi, 276 nucleotides. Lineage: Eukaryota; Metazoa; Nematoda; Chromadorea; Rhabditida; Trichostrongylidae. The record is from the annotation of a GenBank genome assembly.